CGAUUCAGUGAUCCGGAACCACACCCCGGCUGGGCAGACGAGAGGGACGCUAGUACGCAUGGAGCCACCUGCCCUUCGUCGAACAUGAUUCCGAACGAGAGUGAGGACUGCCUGUUCCUUAACGUGUAUACUCCAUUGUCGCCCGCGGGUGGUAAUCGACCGGUCUUAGUGUUCAUCCACGGCGGUGGUUACAGUGCUGGGUUUGGAGAUGAAGGUCUCUACGGCAGCCAGUACUUCAUGACGGAGGACGUGGUGGUCGUUACCUUCAACUAUCGCCUGGGAGUGCUCGGAUUUUUCAGUACCGGCGAUCGUGCCGCGGCCGGCAACUGGGGUCUGAAGGACUGCAUCAUGGCGUUACGCUGGGUUCAGGAUCACAUCGCGGCGUUCGGAGGCGAUGCGGGCAGCGUUACGAUCUACGGUGAAUCGGCUGGUGCUGCUAUCAUUCACCUACUCCUCAUAUCGCCACUGACGGGUGGAUUGUUCCACCGCGCGAUCGCCAGCAGCGGAUCGCCCUUCAACUCGUGGGCCUUCCAACCGAAUCCAGUCCAUUACGCGAAACGCUUGGUGGAAGCACUGGACCUGGAGACCACCGAUACGACUGCUAUGGUGGCAGCUCUCCGGCUGGUUCCGUACUCGGCGUUGAUCGCGCAACAGGAAAAGGUGUUCGCAUCAGCGACCGUCCCGCUACUGGGGCCUGUCGAUUUUGGUCCAGUUGUCGAGCCACCGGAUGCGCCCGGAUUGAUCGUCCUGCCACGGACGCCGAUGGAGCUUAUCGAGGACGGUGCAUAUCAGACGGUGCCAUUGUUAACCGGCUUCAACGACUUGGAGUCGAUACUGUUUAUAGUGCGAGAGGACUUCACUCCCAACCUGUACGACUCGUUCAACGCGAACCCGCACUAUCUGGUGCCGAUGGCGUGGAACAUCUCGGAAGGUAGUACCGCUGCCAAUGCCAUUAGUAACGCGUUCGCUCAGUUCUACUGGCAAGGCCAGAUGCUGGGACCGGAGUUGUUGGAACAAUUCUCCUGGUACAUGACCGAUGCAAUGUUCGCGAUCGGUGUACUGGAGAUGGCGAAAUUGCACUCAACCCGGACGCCGGUCUACGUCUAUCACUUCACCUACGACGGUGACCUGAACCUGUACAAAAAACCACUGGGCGUCUCCAUACCGGGGGCGGUACACGCGGACGAGACAUGCUACCUGUUCGACACGAAGACAUUUGUGACCGAGCCAACUCCUGCCGCUAGUCAUGCGCUCACAGUCCGCCAGCGGAUGCUACGUCUUUGGAGCAACUUUGCCAAGUAUGG
Messenger RNA from Anopheles bellator, 1304 nucleotides. Its product is annotated as bile salt-activated lipase-like. The annotation marks the transcript as partial. The transcript has a single exon. NCBI's taxonomy places the organism in Eukaryota, Metazoa, Arthropoda, Insecta, Diptera, Culicidae. The record is from RefSeq and is a predicted model, not a curated record.